Molecule: messenger RNA, 1101 nt
Organism: Glossina fuscipes
Lineage: Eukaryota; Metazoa; Arthropoda; Insecta; Diptera; Glossinidae
Product: mucin-2-like
Exons: 2
Coding region: 1-1101 (366 amino acids)
Source: RefSeq, a predicted model, not a curated record
AUGGUACCUUCGCUUACUCCAACUUAUUUGCCUCCUACCAAAAAACUACAGACAACAGUCAAAACACGUCCGCCGGUAACAAAAGCAGCCACAAUAACUGAGACAAUAAAAAAACACACACCGCCAACAACCUAUCGAACAAGAGGUACCGUCCCAACCACAAGUUAUAAAAAUGCGUUACGGGUUCCGACAACUGUUUACGUAACACCUACGCGAGCUCCAACUACAGAAAGAACAAGACUACCAACCACAAUAACAAGAACACCAGCAACAACUCCAAAACGAGUAACUCAACCGACGGCACAAAAAACCAGCACUCCAGCUCCAACUUAUUUACCUCCUACCCCAAGAUCACAGACAACAGCCAAAACGCGUUCAUCUAUAACAAAAGUAACCACUACGCCUUUUAAAGCAGCAACACGACCUUCUACGGAGAUCAGCAAAACAUUCGGUAGCAUCCCAACAACAGCUUUUAUAACAACAAUACAUGUGCCAACGACCACCCGAGCUCCACCCUCUGUAACUGCACGACCUUUACUCACAACAACCCGGAGACCUUUAACAUCAUCUGUGCAAAUAACCCAACCAUCAGUUCAAAGAACCAGCACACCAGCCUCGACAUAUUUACCUCCCGCUUACAAAUUACAGACUUCAACUAUAGCACGCCAAAGUUCCUCUACGCCCAAGUACACAUCGACUACUCGCCGCGCAAUUUCCACUUCUAAACCGACACUUACUAUCGCAGCUACAACAGCAAAGGUCGAAAGGACAACGAAAGCACUAGCUACAACUACCGCUUACAGAACAAUAACUCGUAUUCCUACUACAACUCCAGCUACAUACAGCACACUACGAACUAAUACGACCUCUUUCGGAGGGACGACCCUCUCUCCAAUACCUAGGUACAAAACAACACCACAACCAACUUAUGAAGCGAAAACUAGUACGACUAUUUACAAACUAACAGCUAAAAUUAUACCGACCACUUAUAGGCCAAGAACUCGGACCUUUUCUUCCACUACUCCGAACUUACCUUUGUUUGAAACUACUGAGUUCAGCGGCUACAAAUAUCCGAGACCUAAUAUUCCUUUUAGUAUUUAA